CCCUAUUACUUACUUUCACAGAAAACCAAUCUUUGAAGGACGCUCUGGAAGCUCACUAUUGUAGUUGUCAACAUUAGCUGGGCGUGUCUUUGCAAUGAAUAAGCAGUGAAUAUCGAUGGAACGUGGAGUUUAGUGCCAACUCUGUUAUCCAUAUUGGAUGCACUGCGUUUCGUAUAACAAACUAUCCGCUAGGUGUCAGCAAAGAAUCAAGCAUUGAUAUCUACAAGUCAGGAUCCUUAUUUAAAGUCAUAGUCUUUGCCUAAUACGCGUCGACGAGAAGAUGGAAAGGAUGUGCGAAUGUUAAGUCAAACCAGUCUUCCCCCAUACCAGGUCAACUACACGACGCUAAAGAGGCGGGCACACGACCCGGAAUGAAGAUGUAACAUCGGACGAGCAUUUAAAUGAUGCGACUCUACCUAUCAUAACCGCUUAUCGCAUCCCCAAGCCCGCGAAUUCCCGUUCAAUAUAGCAUGUUUACACAGGCGCAACACAAGCCCAAGUGGUGCCAUAUGCUGCGCUGGUCGUCCUGGGCUUCGGGCUAGGUUCGAGUUGUCAUUUCCGUUCAGAUGUUCAAUACCAAUGGGGAUUCUCGACAUUUCAACGGCAGGGAGGACGGGGACUCAAGUCAUUACCGAGGUCGUUCCCACUUGCUUCCCCGGGGAGUUGCUUUCCAAACAAAGGCUGUCGUGAAUGAGACACUGACGCAACUGCGCUGCCAUGGGAUGGGCAAGGCAGACUAUUGCACUGACGUCUGCGUCGCGAUAGGCUAUUUCAACCUUGCUGCAGAGCCUAAAAUUCGCAAUGCGAUGAUCCCAGAUGGAAGGAACGUUGAGGUUCGCCAUGUAGACGAGGGUGACAGCGGUUGUUUCGAGGCCUUGUUGAGAUCUGUUGCAGGCAAGACGUUGCGAGAUCAAGUGCUCACCAAUUGUUCUCCUGCGAUGAUCAAAGGAAAUCCCAAUUUUCAUCUCUGUGAAAGGUGCUAUGCUUAUCUUCAAAGCUGACUUGAUCAAAAUCACCUUCCACCGGAGCUUUUGCCUUUCCAAUUGAUCCUGAACCUCUGACCUUCCCCGGGGAGUUAUAUGAGAGCGUAAAUCCUCAGAAGUCUCAACGAAACGACAGAAAUGGACUUCUCCCAGUCAUCGACUACGGCGGUAUACAAGCCAACCUUGUACAAUGGCAGGACGACAUCACCAAUUGCAGACGUGGCUCGAGGCAUACAAUGAAUGCUAUCAAAGUGGGCACAUACGAGGGGAAGACUUAGUCCCACAUCUUGUACGUGACUGCCGCGGGCGGAUGUUUAUGAGACCUGAUACCUGGCCUCAGCCACCAAGGAUCGGCAGAACCCCCAAGUUCUCUAUAUUCCCUCUUAUACCCGACUCUCAUAUGCCUUCUAUCGGACGCCUACCGAUUGAGAUUUUGAUUCCCAUCGUUCGUGACGUUCCGAUAGCUUCACUGUUCGCGCUGUUAUCGACGUGUCGAUCGCUUGGCGCGCUCAUCGCAGAGCAGUCAUUCCUAGAUCAGGAGGCCAUUACUCGCGGUUGCCUUCGUUGGAUCUUACCCUUGGAGUCUUUGCGGGAUGAGAAGAAGCGUGCGUAUGAUGCCUUGCGACUCUGGUUUCCUGAAGACUCUCGGCCCGAAGAAAUACUAUCAUUCCAAAUAGAGCCAGGAAGUUCUCUGGAUCAAGACGACGAAGACGAGAAAUCUGAUGAUGAGGCUAUAUUGCUUCCCCAGCCUGACACGAAAUCCUUUCCUGCAAUUGCGUCGCUCAUCGUGUCGCCCGGCUCUCCUCGUUUGGCGUUUGUGCGAGAAUGCUGGGAGUCGGACUCGAUAAUGAAUCGGAAGAGGCUGUGGGACCAAGUCGCGCAAUUUAGUGCCCUUUGGGAAGACUAUCGUAUUCGUGGUUUGCGAGUCAAUCGAUUUUACUUGUCUAACGCUAUGCCAGCCUCGCAAUAGCAGUGAAAACUGUAAGUCAAGUUAGUCAACCUAGGGUAUUCUCCAGCGAGGUCUGUGACCUGCUGUACAUUGCGCAAUCUGCAGACUCACGGGCUAUUUCAUGAAAGGCGUAAGCGAAGAUGGAACCCAAGUAGUUCCUUCAAGGCUGUGACUGUGACGAUGGGCCCUUGUUGUUAGCCAUAUUCAUUAUCUUCAAGGUUGUCUAGGUUUAAUUUUCCCUAUCGAAUUCAUGCCUACUAGACCUUCUGACCGCGAGUCUUCCCACGGUUCGACUGUGGCAACU
Molecule: messenger RNA, 2236 nt
Organism: Somion occarium
Lineage: Eukaryota; Fungi; Basidiomycota; Agaricomycetes; Polyporales; Cerrenaceae
Source: the annotation of a GenBank genome assembly